Molecule: messenger RNA, 573 nt
Organism: Linum trigynum
Lineage: Eukaryota; Viridiplantae; Streptophyta; Magnoliopsida; Malpighiales; Linaceae
Source: the annotation of a GenBank genome assembly
CAACCUCCUCCGCCUCCACAACGACGACGAUGACCAGUCAGUUCCGAGGGCUAUCUUCUCGGUGAUCCAAAAUCAAAAGCCACGAGUCAUAGUAGAUCUCGUCGCUGAUGAGGUGGAUCUGCUUGUCGGAGAUGAAGCUGGCGAGGAGGUUGAGCUCCGGUCGGGUCAACGUGGUUCCCAGCGGGUUGGAAGGGUUGGUGACGAGAAGAGGAUGGGCGGGCGAGGGUCGUCGCCGUCGACGGGCGAGGGUGAAGUCUUCGUCGGUGAACUCGGUCACCGUUGACGGCGAUGCUGUCGCCAAGAUGGACGGCCUCGAGAGAUCGUGUGCUGGGAUUCGAAAUUGAUGUGGAGAAUUUGAGAUUGGACUUUUGUGGGAGUAGAUUCAGUACUGUGAUUUAGGCCACACAAUGGAGCAGAAGGAACGAAGGAAGAAGGAAUUACAACAGGAAAAUGAGAGAUUUCCUCAUUUCUGGAUAGCCAGGGAAGGGAGUUCAUUCAUUUUCUGUCAUCAACUCAACAGCACCAAACCACUUGCAAAAUUGAUGUACCCAAAAAUGAACAAACAACAGUGAC